AGGUUCACCCUUUUGACAUAACAGAGGUUCCUUAUCAGUUCUUGAUUCCACCUCAUAUUAGAACAGGUUUCUUCCUUUGUGGAUAAUUGACAUCAGGAAUCAUGAAGUUGUCGGUGUUUUUGUUGACGCUUAUGGCAGGUCAUGGAUUAUGCUUUCUACUUGACGACGAUUCCUUACAAAACCUCAUUUCCCUGAUAUCGACAGAGAAAAAGAUGCGCGCGCAGGUUGAAGGGGAAAUACUGGUGCUGCAACAAAAUGUCCAAAAACUGAAGAAUGAACAUAUGGAUAGUCUUUGCAAUUGCCCGUCCACUGGUGUUGUGGCGUUCUCAGCUACAAUCACUAAAGACGUGACUAACUUCGGGUCCCACCAGCCCCUGGUUUUCGACAAGGUCAUCACCAACGUUGGCGGAGCGUACGACUCACGGCAUGGAACGUUCCGGGCCCCAGUUGACGGCAUAUACCAGUUUUCUUUCAGUGCGCUGCAGGGCACCCCAACAAUGUGGCUUGGACUAGAGUUGGUGCGCGACGGUGUCGUCAUAGGGCGCGUAAAAACGGGUGACAACGGCUACUACAACCAAGGAACGAACGUCAUUAACGCGCGUCUAAAGGCUACAAAUGACGUCUGGGUACGUCACAUGACCGAUUCGGACAACAAACACGUCGUUGCUGACGGUGGAUACUUCACGUCCUUCUCGGGACAUUUGAUCGCUUCUGAGUGAAGUUGACAUACGCAUUUGGUUGUGUGUUACUGAUUGGAAAAUAAAACAAAUUCUGGUGG
Mya arenaria is the source of this 778-nucleotide messenger RNA. RefSeq names its product complement C1q tumor necrosis factor-related protein 4-like. The coding region runs from base 102 to 719 and encodes 205 amino acids. The record is from RefSeq and is a predicted model, not a curated record. The transcript is spliced from 4 exons. Lineage: Eukaryota; Metazoa; Mollusca; Bivalvia; Myida; Myidae. Gene Ontology annotation, molecular function: protein binding.